Molecule: messenger RNA, 501 nt
Organism: Symbiodinium sp. CCMP2456
Lineage: Eukaryota; Dinophyceae; Suessiales; Symbiodiniaceae
Source: the annotation of a GenBank genome assembly
AUGGCCGUCUUGGACAUCCUUGAGGGACAGCUGGCGUUUUUGUCAACGGUCCGUGAGCAUGAGAAGAAGCAUGCUGGAUGUCGCCUUUUGCAGCCGCCCCUGACCUGGAAGUAUGAGUUUCUCUGUUGCUUCCUUGGAGCUCUGAGUGCCGAGAGCUUGGGCUCUCUCCACGAGGAGAUCCGUGUCGUGAGCAAUUUGCGUCACGACCAUGGAGGCAUCGAAGACCAUGUCAAGGCGUCCCUGGAGGAGCUACAGCGGAUGAAGCUCAGGCCGUUUGAGUGGGAGCCACGCAAGUCCUUUGCGUUUGUUUGCGCCAACUCUAAGGGCCGCUUCAAGCUCUGGGUCGCGCCCAAGGCUCUAGUCUUCAAUCGCUUCUUCGAUUGGGACUUCGAGAUGGGGAUCUCGGCUAUCCAGGGACACUCCAGGAUGCCUGAGCAGGUCUCUGAAGCGGCGCGAUGGGAGAGCGUCUCAUCGUGGACCGGUGCAAGCACCUGGGCAUGA